UUGCUGUCGACGCGCGCGCUCGUGCGCGUGCACGAGGGGCUUUAUCUCUCGGGCAUAAUAGAGGAGAGAGAUGGAGAUGGUGAUGUGAUGUGUGGUCAGAAUUGCCUCCAUCUGGCGUCGGUCUGCGGAUUCCUCUCUCUGGUGGAGAAGAUGGUGGACCUGGGCGCGGACAUAAACGCUAAGGAGCAGCGUAACGGGCGUGGCUCGCUGCAUUUGGCCGUGGACCAGCAGAACCUGUCCCUGGUGCGGCUCCUCCUGGGGAAAGGGGCCGACCCCAACCUGCUGACCUCGGGGGGGCACAGCCCCUUCCACCUGACCCACGGCCUGGACGGCGGCGCCAUCCGCUCAGAGCUGCUGCCGCUCACCCGGCCAGAGCUGCGCGAGCUGCCCGACAGCGAGGAGGAGGACAGCGACGAGGAGGAGGAGGAGGAGGGGGACGAGUCCGAGGAGGAAGAGGCUCCGUACGACGACAUCCAGUGGAACGGCCACUAG
Molecule: messenger RNA, 492 nt
Organism: Menidia menidia (Atlantic silverside)
Lineage: Eukaryota; Metazoa; Chordata; Actinopteri; Atheriniformes; Atherinopsidae
Source: the annotation of a GenBank genome assembly